AUGUCUAAUGCUCCUUCGUCGUCCGAUAGUCCCGAGCUCCUUCACGAUACCGAAAAGCUCGCUGCGAGUAAUUCUUCGCUGGAUUCGCAGCCUGAGGAGAAGCGACACAUCACCGGUUUCAAGUGGGCGUUAUUUUUGAUUAGCACCUUGACGGCCAUUUUCGUCUACUCUCUGGACAACACAAUUGUUGCCAACAUCGCUCCGGAAAUUGUCAAUAAGUUUAACGCGGUCGAAGAUUUGCCAUGGCUGUCGGUCGGGUUCAUGAUUGGAGGAAUGGCCAUGAUCCUGCCAUUCGGUCAGUUGUAUGCGCUGUUCGAUGCCAAGUGGGUGUUCAUUGUAUCCACCGUCGUGUUCAUGGCAGCCUCUGCACUCUGUGGCGCGGCGCCCAACAUGGACGCCGAGAUUGUCGGACGAGUCUUUGCAGGUGCUGGCGGUAAUGGGAUGUACUUCGGCCUGCUUGCUCUGAUUUCCAUGAACACCACCAGCCAGGAACGGCCGAAAUGGCUAAGUUUGAGCGGCUUGGUCUGGGGUUUGGGGACAGUCUUGGGUCCUGUUGUUGGCGGGGGCUUUGAGCUGUAUACCUGGCGCUGGGCAUUCUACAUCAACCUGCUGUUUGGUGCCUUCUUACUGCCAACCUAUCUGUUCGUCCUUCCAUCGAAUGACCCGCUACCAGGGACGUCACGACGUCAGAAACUGGCCAGCUUCGACUGGGUGGGCUCCGUGAUCAGUAUCGGCGCGUUCACCACCCUGGUCAUGGGCAUCAACUUUGGGGGAACCCUUUACGCAUGGAACAGUGGGCAGACAAUUGCUCUGUUUGUGGUGUCCGGAGUUCUAUGGAUCAUUUUCGGCCUUCAACAAGGGUUUAAAACCGCCACUUCGAUCGAGAGACGUAUCUUACCUAUCCAUCUGUUUGCACAGAAGGAGCCAGUCUUGCUCUUUAUCUCCUGUGCGGCGGUUGGCGCGGUGUCCUACACCAGUGUCUAUUAUAUCCCCAUCUACUUUCAGUUCACCCAGGGAGACAACGCGAUCAGAUCUGCAGUCCGCCUGCUCCCAUUCAUCUUCUUGCUAAUCACCGCCAUUCCGACAAGUGGGGCCGUGAUGUCUCGUCUUGGCUACUACAAGCCCUGGUAUCUGGCCGGUAGCAUUAUUGCCUUCAUCCCGGCUGUUUUGAUGUCCACGAUUGUCCAUGUGGACACCUCAGCUGGCGUGAUAUAUGGUCUUGAAGUCAUCCUCGGACUCGGCGCUGGCGCCUACACCCAAGCCGCGUUCGCAGUCAUCCAGGCUGUUGUGACCCCAGCUGAUGCGCCUAACGGGCUGACUCUUAUGUUACUGGCUCAACUAAGCGGCAUGACCCUGGGCCUGUCCGUUAGCGGUGCCAUAUUCGUUAAAAUCGCCUCGAAUAACCUGUUCGCCCUGCUCCCAGAGUACCCAAAAUCCGAUGUCAGGCAGAUCGUCUCUGGGACCAGCGGCCAGCUGCUCCAGUCGCUUUCCGAGAAUAUGCGCGAGCAAGCACUUGCAAUUAUCGUGUCCGCAUGGCAGAACAUUUUCGUUUGUGUGUAUGCGGCCGCUGCCGCAAGCUUGAUAUGCUCAGUCUUCAUGUCGCAUAAACGGUGCAACGUCUCGGCCGCUGCCGGUGGUGCGUGA
Messenger RNA from Penicillium atrosanguineum, 1644 nucleotides. RefSeq lists its product as uncharacterized. The record is from RefSeq and is a predicted model, not a curated record. Gene Ontology annotation, molecular function: transmembrane transporter activity. The transcript is spliced from 9 exons. Lineage: Eukaryota; Fungi; Ascomycota; Eurotiomycetes; Eurotiales; Aspergillaceae. The coding region runs from base 1 to 1644 and encodes 547 amino acids. Gene Ontology annotation, biological process: transmembrane transport.